Molecule: messenger RNA, 2181 nt
Organism: Ylistrum balloti
Lineage: Eukaryota; Metazoa; Mollusca; Bivalvia; Pectinida; Pectinidae
Product: zinc finger protein 415-like
Exons: 1
Coding region: 1-1989 (662 amino acids)
Biological process (GO): regulation of transcription by RNA polymerase II
Molecular function (GO): RNA polymerase II transcription regulatory region sequence-specific DNA binding; DNA-binding transcription factor activity, RNA polymerase II-specific; protein binding
Source: RefSeq, a predicted model, not a curated record
AUGGCGUCAGGAGAAGACAGGAAGGCGUCCUUCGGAGAUGAAAAUCAGCUUUCGGCGAUACUCAGUGAAUUGAAUGGACAGAGAAGUGAAUCAAGGUUUUGUGAUGUCAUCCUGAAAGUAUGUGGUGAUCAAAUAUUUGCCCAUUCAAAUGUUUUGGCCGCAGCAAGUCCUUAUUUUGCGUCCUUCCUUGGGCUGGGGCAGGAUUCACCACGGGCAUUUUCCCAAAAAAAUCCCCAGAUCAUCGAAAUUCACAUUGAUGGUAGUGAUGGAGAUAGUGGAUACGGAGACGCUGUGCACAGAGUGGUAGAUUACAUGUACACAAGUAGUAUUCUCUUGAACUAUAAUGUUUUGACUCCUGUUUUGGAAAUCGCCAAAAUUAUGCAAAUGAACAAAAUCCUGGAAUUCUGUGAUCUAUUCCAGCGAGGGGAAGAUAGUGUGAAUUCAAAAGAAACUCAAGCCAGUUCAAGUGACGCAAAUACUCAGACAACUGUGACAUACUCCCAUCAUAUUGACCCCGAUCCAAGCAGCACAAAUGAAAACCUUGAACAACCACCGAAACCAUUAGUAAAAAGGAAAAGAGGUAGACCUAGGAAAACGGAAGCCAUCGCACCACUAGAUAUUCCAAAAGAAUCUGAUCAACAUGAAUUGAAGGAAGGGACAGCGUUGAAGAACGUGUAUGAGCAAAAUCAUAAAAAGGAGGAAGUUAAUUCAGAGACUGAGGAAGAUGUGUUUAAAGAUGCUAUCCAGUCAGAAAUACUGACAUAUGAUGAAGACAAAUUUGAAACUACGAACAUAGAUGAAGAUGUACCUGAAAGCACACCAGAUGGUCGACCAAUACGAAGAGUUCGUGGCAAACGACCAAAAUAUUUUGAAAAUUAUGUUGACAGUCCCAUGGUUUGUUACAAUGUUUCUAAAACUAAAUCUGGGAGAGAAGUCUAUGAAUGCCAGGAUUGCCCUUACAAUUCUGAAGUCAUGUAUCAUUUCAGACGACAUCGCUCAUCCCAUAUGAAUGCAAGCUCGAAAUACAAAUGUGACAAAUGUGACUUCACCACUCCUCGGCUUAAAGUUCUAACUAAUCACCAUCGAAACCAUUUGCAUGAGGCCAACAAGUGUAGUUUCUGUGAUUUCCAAGCUGAUGACAAACAAAUCCUGAAAGAACAUCUGGAAAAACAUUCUGGACAAUAUCCAUAUUUUUGUCAGUUUUGUGAAACCAAAUUCAAAACGAAAACUCAACUAAAUAUUCAUCUUCCAAAACACUUAGACAAUAAGCCAUUUGUUUGCACAGAGUGUAAUGCUGGCUUUAAAUGGAAGCAUGCACUGAAGAACCACAUGAUUACUCACAGUCAAACAAAGGACCAUCUUUGUGAUAUCUGUGGGUUCACCACAGCACACAAGAGCCAGCUGAAAGCACACAGACUGAUACAUACUGGUAACACAUACAAGUGUGAAGUUCCGGGUUGCACAUUUCAAGCAACAAAGCGACAAAACCUGAAAUAUCACAUGUUAACACAUACCCAUGAAAAACCUCACCAGUGCGAAAUAUGUGGACAAAGUUUUUCUUUGGUGAAAAAUAUGAAGAGACAUAUGUUACUUCACACAAAUACACGUCAAUAUAAGUGUAAAUUAUGUGUGUUCUCCACAACCCGCUACGACAAGCUCAAAGACCACAUGUUAAAACAGCAUGGAGAGGGAGAAUUGCCGAAAAAGAGGUUUAGAUUAAAUGACUAUCAAAAAAGUGUGGUUCCAGGAGAAACAAUAAACUUUGAGGAACUUGGUGAUGGCGAAGUGAUACCAAACAUUGUGCAUGUUGAGAACACUAUGAGCACAGCACAAUGUAAGGUUGAUGAUAGUAGUAGCGGCGAGCAACAAAUCUUCAUCACAAACCCAGCAGGAGAACCAUUUCCAAUUACGCUUACCAGAAUUGACAGUAUGGAAGGAGUUAACACUGGGUGUUACCAAACUAUCCAAUUGGUGGCUCAUGUUGAGUAGAAGAUAUAUUUACACAUGCAUUCAUGCACUGAAAAGGAAAUGACAGUAGCAAAAAAUUGUCAGUUUUCAAGGAAAUUAGCACCCUUACACUAAGACAGUUAUUACAUUAUAACAAAUUUGACAAGAUGAUAAUUGCUAUAAGUUCUUGUGACUCUUAUUUAUAUACUGAUGGAUCAUUGCACCAUUAUUAUA